CGAAGGCGAAAGAAGUGGAUGUUUUGAGGGGAGCAGUAGAGGACCGUGUGCUGAAGAUGUCUCUGUGGAUGAUAUUACCUGUCAGCCUCCCAGCUCUGACCAUCACUGGAAUAUGGGUUGUCCCUAGCUGCCAGUGUGCUCCCAAGAGCCAAACAGAACCCUGGGCAUCUAACCUCUGCUCUGAUGUUCUGAUCUGCAGUAAAUGCGGCACACUUCCUCCAGAGAGCUGCUUCUUCAGCCUCAUCUGCAGCACCGGAUCCUUUAUGGUAAUGGUGAUUGUGUUGCUGCGCUAUGCCCAUGUGAUAGAGAAGCACCAGAACUGCGUGUUAAACACAGCAAGUCUCUCCACCGGCUGGAUCUGUGCUGCAGGACUCAUCAUGGUCGGCAACUUCCAGGUGGAUAACGCCAAGGUUCUUCACUAUGUUGGAGCAGGGGUGGCCUUCCCCACCAGUAUGCUGCUUGUGUGUCUGCAGUCUGCGCUGACCUACCGCCUGGCAAAGACUCAGGGAGAAUAUAAUGUGGGUCAUUUGCGCCUCUUUAUGACCCUGCUGGCCUUUGUAGCCCUGGUGCUUAGCGGGGUGUUUUUUGUCCAGGAGAGUUUUGUCCUGCAACAUGCAUCAGCCAUUUUCGAGUGGGUCUUCUGUCUCAUUAUUAUGCUGUUCUACGGCACAUUCGCUUUUGAAUUCGCCGGGAUAUCUAGUGACACAAUGAUGGUGCUGGCCCGAGGGCAAUCUCUACAGUCCGUAAGCCGAGACCACAAAAUAGAGUCUCUUGCUGGGGCCAGUCAGCACCAGCCUGAGAGCCUGUCCAUACUGUAACCUCAGUGUCCUGUAUCUGCCAAUCUCCCUCAGCACUAGAAAAGAACACUACAACCGCAGCGGGAAAGUGACAGAAACUGGACCUGGCUCUCAUACAACCGGCUUACCUUUUGCCAAAGAAUCCAGCUCAGAUUUUGCACAUUAUUGAGAGAUUUCUUCACUCUUUGGGGACCUUUUGAAUCGCACAGCUUCCAUACUGGGAAAAACAAAGUUCAUUGCCAGGAUGUGUUGGAGUUUCCAUUAGAUCUCAUUGGGAUUUUGAAGUAUCUGUGUUACUUGGAUAAAGGAACUACAGACUGCUAGUUGGCUAAACUACAUGCGUCCAUUGGUGAAACUAGAGGACCGCUGCAUCAAUAGCAUAAUAAACUAAUCCGAAGCCUUCUGCAACACUCAAGCAUUUUAACAAUGGUUGUCAUGCCAAUUCCAAACAUUGCAAGACAAUGGAUCCAAAAAUGCUGAUGUUUUUCUGUGCCUUUAGGUUUUUGUUUUUUUCAAAGGCAGUGAUGGUUAAAUCAUAUAACAUUUUAUUGUCACAUAUCUCUGCUGUUUGAUAACUGAUCAAGGUGGUUCAUUUUGCCUUAAUCACCAUAUGCUGUCUGAAAUGUAUUUUUCAGGAGAUUGUCAUUACCAGUGUGCCUUAUACCAAAAACCAAAUACUGAUAUUUAAUAGAAAUGUAUGUCAAUUGCCUUGAAUAUAUAAGGCAUGUAUUUUUUUCAUAUGCAGCAAAAAUUAUGCUAGUUGUAAACAACUAAGCUGAACGAGAUCAGCAAAAACUUCUCGCGAAACUGGUGCAUAAACUUAUCACAUUAAGUCUCCAGUAAUUGGUAGAGUCUAUGAGUAUUGCUGUACAUUUUGACCAAAUGUAAUUGAGAAGAGAGUUCUGUGGUCAGUGUGAUCAUAGGUUUCCCUCUUUCUGUCACUGUGGGAAUUGUUGUGUGUUGAGUGGGGGGUUUACGGGAGUUACAAGGAAGCGUCUAGUAAUGAAAGACUCAGAAGCUGCCCUUUAAUGUAAAGGGUGACUAGUUUAGGUGUCUUAGAUGUACAGUAGGUCUCUGUGAGCUGUUUUUUUUUGCAGACAAAAUUACUUGCAGCAGGACUGCAAGUUUAUAAUUGAUUUUGUUUGUUUUGAAAAAACAGAUGCAGUUUGGUUUAUAUUGGUCAAAUGUUUUCACACUACCAGCAUGACAAAAAAAUCAUAUUGUUCCUCAGUCAUUAUCAAGGGAGUUUUGUCAUUUAAUUUGUCAGGAUAAGAGCCAUAUUUAUGCUUCUCACCAUUUGAUUCCACCAGUGCUGUCCUGAAAACAUCUUUCAUGUCAUUUCAGUUUGCUAAUUCUCUUCGCUCAGGAAUUCAGAUCUGUCUUUUGCUGUCACAUAUCUUCUCUCUGUGUUCCAGACUGCAUUGAUCCACCAGAUAUGAGUAAAAGUUUAACUGUUUCAGUUACUUAUUUAGAACAUUUCCUCCAUGUAGCCAGAGAGCUUUAUUUUGCUUGGAUUGCAUCAUUGGGACUGUUAACCCCAUAAAUUGGUUUAAUUUGUUGUUUAAACCAUUGACUCAGAAGUACUUCUGAUAUUGCGUAAAGAAAUCAUUCAUCCAAAAAUAAAACUUCACCAUAUACUCAACUUCAUUUUUUUUUAAUUCAAAUGCUGUUAUGUUCCCUGUGGAAGUCAAAAGAAGAAAUUUGACGAAUUGUUGUGCAGCUUUAUUCCACACCGGACUAUUCACAGUAAUGACCACCAUAAAAGUAGCUCAUAACACUUUUUUUUGGUGCUUAACAGACAUGGUCACCAUGAGAUUAAUUUUUAAAGUAACAAGCAAAGAACCUGCAUCUUCAAAAGUCUGCAACUAUUUUCAUUUUGUGUUUCAAAGGGGGAAAAAUAAAUAAGAGGUCAACGUGAGGGUGAAAAGGUCAUUUUUGACUAGUUAAGAAACCUGUUAAGAGUAAUUUUCCUGCGUUACCUUUUGCCUAGACUUGUGUUCCUUCAUGUAUUAUCUAUUAAGUUUGCUUAAACUUGGACUCUGGAGUCUGACGGUCAAUAGCUGUACUGUUGCAAACAUGCUGUCAUCAUUCAACAAGACUCUGCCACACAUUAGCAUUUAAUGAUAUACAAGAUAGCAAAAAAUAUCUUCAUGUGCCUUUGUUUCAACCAAAGACUGAAUCACUCAUUUUUAAAUUUGCCUUAAAAUGUAUGGAAAUAAAGCAGAAUCAAACAUUACUCUCAUUAACUUUUCUCUUAUCUCUGUGAAUGAACUUUGCUUAAGUCAUGUAGACUGUCACACAAUUCCUGUUAGUGGUCACCAUGGCCUUGGAGUUUAUUUAAACACAUUCGAAUUUGUUAUUCUUGUUUGACUUAUCAAAUGCUUUGCUUCAGUCAUGCUGGUUGGCAUAUUAACCAAUAAACGAGUCAUUUAUUGUGUUUAAAGACAUCCAUUCUGACACCAGACAUAUAUGAAGAAUUUUCCACACUUUUAAUUAUUCACAAUUAUUUACAUGUCAGAUCUCAAAUUCAAUCUUAAAGACAAAAGUUGAAAAUCUGAAAGAAAACGGUAAGAAUAAGAUGGUUUAUAGAGUUUUUAAGGGUUAAUGCCUCUGACUCCGAAGUCUAAAGAAAACAAAUGAGUGGCUUUCACACACAUCUCAAGUGUGCAACAUUAUCUGGCUUUGUUCAUAACUGAAGUACAUAAACACACAUACACAUGCUCACUGUCCAGUGGUGACAAUUAAUGUAAGACCAGCACAGGAUCUGUACACAUAAACAACAAUAUUCUAAAAAUAUCCCUCUGCCAUUAUCAAACAUUAAUGAGAUUAAUACAGUCACAAAUGAAGCAUAAAAAGCUAAUGUUCUUAUGAUGCAA
Molecule: messenger RNA, 3673 nt
Organism: Sinocyclocheilus anshuiensis
Lineage: Eukaryota; Metazoa; Chordata; Actinopteri; Cypriniformes; Cyprinidae
Product: transmembrane protein 150A-like
Exons: 6
Coding region: 57-818 (253 amino acids)
Source: RefSeq, a predicted model, not a curated record